This is a messenger RNA of Patella vulgata (common limpet), 1323 nucleotides long. Its product is annotated as adhesion G-protein coupled receptor D1. Lineage: Eukaryota; Metazoa; Mollusca; Gastropoda; Patellidae. The record is from RefSeq and is a predicted model, not a curated record. Gene Ontology annotation, cellular component: membrane. Gene Ontology annotation, biological process: cell surface receptor signaling pathway; adenylate cyclase-activating G protein-coupled receptor signaling pathway. The transcript is spliced from 11 exons. The coding region runs from base 119 to 1216 and encodes 365 amino acids. Gene Ontology annotation, molecular function: G protein-coupled receptor activity.
AAGAACGAAGAUACACGAAGAGCAGUUUUGUUUCAGAAGGAAUUACUCCAUAAAUUAACACAUUAAUUUACAAAAGAUUAUUUCGUUUCAGGAAUAUAGGGUACCAAUAUGCGUCUACAUGGACAAGGAUUCAGACAAUCUGGACUGGUUAAUCGAUGGUAUGAAAACUUUACCUUUAAAUAAAACAGCAACUAGAUGUUUUUCCAACCAUUUUACUAAUUUUGCUGUGUUGAUGCAGAUUAGCGCCCUAGAGAUCUCUGGCAGUGAUCGUAAAGCCUUGGACUACCUAUCUAUAUUUGGUUGCUGUGUCUCCAUAACUUGUCUGUUUAUAAGUUUUGUUUUACUAGUACUUUCUAGGUUACAGACAGAUAAAGUGUUUGUUUUAAAGAAUAUGGUAUUUAUGAUGUUUUGGGCACAGAUAUUAUUUUUAACUGGAGUUGACAAGACACAUCUUCCUGUGGUUUGUAAGGUAAUAGCUGCUUUAUUACACUACCUUUUUCUCACCGUCAUCAUGUGGAUGUUUAGUCAAGGGAUACAACUCUACAUAAAAGUUUCGUAUAUUACGUCACAGGCCAGCCAUUGGAUAGAGUAUACAUUAAUCUCGUAUGUUAUACCUGCUGUGAUUGUAGCUAUUUCAUUGAUAAAGUCUCACAGAAAUUAUGGUUACGCUAAAUAUUGUUGGUUAGCACCCAGUGAAGGACUAAUGUUUGCUUUUGUUGGACCUGCACUGUUUGUUAUAAUUGUGAAUUUGUUGGUACUAAUUCGAGUUCUGAAGACUUUCAACUCUGUACAAAUUAAUGCUAGAAAAAGUGAUCAAGAUAAAUUCAAGGCAAGUGUAAGGGCGUGUUUUGUUCUGCUACCAUUAUUAGGAACAUCCUGGAUACUUGGAGUGUUUGCUCUAGAUAAUACCAAUACAGUUUUCUUUCAAUACCUGUUCGUUCUCCUCAAUAUGUUAAAGGGAAUCCUGGUACUGGUGUUUCAUGUUCUGCUCAAUGAUGAUGUUACCAGUGUAGUGUUUAAGAAGUAUGGAUGUCGUCCACGUGGUAAAGUUAUCCACAUCUCAGAUAAACCAGGUACCAAGUCGUCCGGGUUGUCGCCAGUAGAUGGCACUCAUAAAACCACUCGAGAUAGAUAUAGUUUAUUUUUGGUGAAAUCAUUCCAAAAAACCAAACUAUCAAAAAGUGACAACUUACAGCCGAGAACAUCAUCAAAAUAAUAGAUUGACUAUUGGGCAUCUUACUUGGUGCCGAGAACAGAUUUAGGCUUUAAAUGUUCCAGAUAAUGGCAAAUGGUUAACAUAAAUCAGUUUAUUGGAGCCAAUAA